AUGACCUAUCAUACUACUACACUGUACCAUAGGCGACGACUUCAUGGAGCAACACAAGUAGAAACACAAACGGAUCCGUUUCCAAGAAUCACGCGGAAAUCUACGGCCAUCGUACCACUUACAGCUCCAUUUACACUCACAGGAAACCAAACUGCAUUAACCACAGCCGGCACAGAAAGUGAAAUCAACAACUUCAGUCAGAAAAUACCAAAAUCUUUCCGCGAUGCAACCCACAGACACCAAAACCAAAAUAAACACUCUUCCGAAGAUCCAACCUAUACCUCAUCAAACAAAGAAACAAACAUAGAAGAAGGUUUCCAAAACUUGGCAACUCCCUUCCUCAACGGUAUUUUCUUAACCACCAAACCGCAUUACUGCGCAAGGCUCGCUCUCAUUUAUUCUUUACAUAAACAACAUCCAAGCAUCCAAAUUCCCACUUACCGGCUUAUGCCGAUAUUAGCUACAAUAAUAUUUCUGCAAAUGGAAACUCAUAGUUUACUCAGCCAAGGCAUUAGUUACACUUUUACCGACAGGAAACCCAAGUCCACUGACCAAGUUAUCAUAGCAUAUCAAAGCAUCUCAUGGACAUCCACGGUCAAAUACCAUAGCAUACAUCUAUAUACAAGACUACAUCAGCAAAUCUGGCUUACUCUGCUGUUAACAGAUUGUAUCCGUUAUUCUCAAAAAAAAAUGGAAAACCAAGAAAAAAGUACUCUCAUACAAAUCAUGCCGUGCAGACCGAUAUGGCCAUCGAAACUGAGCUGCAGUAGCUAA
Messenger RNA from Heterotrigona itama, 774 nucleotides. Lineage: Eukaryota; Metazoa; Arthropoda; Insecta; Hymenoptera; Apidae. The record is from the annotation of a GenBank genome assembly.